Lactuca virosa is the source of this 1839-nucleotide messenger RNA. Lineage: Eukaryota; Viridiplantae; Streptophyta; Magnoliopsida; Asterales; Asteraceae. The record is from the annotation of a GenBank genome assembly.
UUCAUUCAAGAUAAACUCGAGGAAUUGCCAUAAAAUGAUACCUCAAUCCGUGCUCACCUCGCAAACCUGAAAUCAACCUCUGUUCUUGUGAGAUGGAGCUCUCUAUUCACGACUAUGGUUAUGUGAAAAACCUAUCUUCUUCAUUGCAAUAUUCGCCCACCAACUGUUUGACGAAAUUCCUGAACGAACGCCAACACCCUUUCUCAAACCCAUCGUCUUCGCUUAUCACAGCGGCCAAGAAGAAGUCUCCCGUUCCUUCUUCGAAAGGUAUCCAAAAGUCCACCGACAAACACUUGUCUCAUAUUCUGAGGUCAGAGGCUGCCAUCGAAGCAAUUGAGAGAAAAGCCAAUUCCACCUCUGUCAAGCGUAACCGCUUUUCUCCUAAACUUCUUUUGGAAGCUUUGGACAACGCUAUCAGCCAUAGACGCUGGGAAUCUGCUCUUAAGAUAUUCGAUCUUCUUCGUAAUCAACACUGGUAUGAACCAAGAUGCCAAACGUACACAAAGCUACUAGUAAUGCUCGCGAAAUGCAAGCAACCCAUGAAAGCAAGCUAUCUUAUCGAGGUCAUGUUGCAGGAUGGGCUCAAACCCACCAUUGACGUUUACACAGCCCUCGUUAGUGCUUAUGGCUACUCUGGUCUCCUUGAAAAAGCCCUAGAAAUCAUCGAUGAUAUGAAAUUAAUCCUCGAUUGCAAACCCGAUGUUUACACCUACUCAAUCUUAAUCAACUCUUGCACUAAACAUCGCAGAUUUGAUAUGAUUGAACAUAUUCUUGCUGACAUGUCAUAUUUAGGAAUCAAAUGCAGCAUUGUCACAUAUAACACCAUAAUUGAUGGAUAUGGAAAGGCUGGAUUGUUUAAAGAAAUGGAGAAUAUGUUAACAGAGAUGCUUGAAGAAGAUGAAACUUGUCUUCCAGAUUCUUUCACAUGUAAUUCAGUUCUUGAUGCGUAUGGAAAUUCAGGGAUGAUUUCAGAAAUGGAAAAAUGGUUUGAUGAAUUCCAACUAAUGGGGAUAAAACCAAAUGUGAUGACAUUUAAUAUUUUGAUUAAAUCAUAUGGGAAAGCAAAGAUGUAUGACAAAAUGGGGUAUGUAAUCGACUAUAUGACAAAAAGAUUUAUUCCUCCAACUACAAUUACAUUCAAUAUAAUUAUCGAUACAUUCAAAAGGAUUGGAGAUAUUGAGAAAAUGGAAGAGUUUUUUAUAAAAAUGAAGCAUGUAGGAAUGAAGCCUAAUGCAGUUACUUAUUGUUCACUUGUGAGUGCUUAUGGGAAAGCCAGACUUUUGCAUAAGAUUGAUUCGAUUAUGAGGCAAAUUGAAAAUUCUGAUGUGAUUCUUGAUACGACUUUUUUUAAUAGUGUUAUUAGUGUUUAUGGACAUGUGGGUGAUGUGAAAAAAAUGAAUGAAAUAUUUUUGGCUAUGAAGGAUAAAGAUUGUGAACCUGAUAGUAUCACUUUUGCUACCAUGAUACAUGCUUAUAAAACCAUGGGAAUGAUGGAAGCUGCUCAAGAUUUGGAGAAAAAAAUCAUUAAGGUUGAAUAUAAUUUAGAUUCAAGGACAAGGUUGAUUGAGGGGUAGAAUGGUCAAUUCUAAUAUGGAUGAGAUGCGGUCAAAUAUGCAAGGCAUGAUAAAAUCAUGUCCGAUUGAUGCAUUGCAAACUAACAUAUCAUGUAUAUGCCUUUCAAGUGCUUACAGAUUGAGUUCAAUGUUGAAUUGGAAGUUGUUGACCAGUUGUUGACCAUGGAGGGAGUUGCAAGAAAGAGGGAAGACCAUUGUUUUGAGGGAUAUCUUGGAUUAUACAAGAGAUUUCUAAAGUUAGAAAGCACGAUUCUUAGGGGGGCCU